GUGCGGUGGUACUCUCUCUCCGUUGCUUCUAGAAUGGCAACUUCCGAGUCCAUCCAACAUUUCUCAUUUUCCAUCUUCACCUUCCACUGAGCCUCAGCAGCAAACGGCGUUAGAUCCUCCCAGCUUCGUUUCGUUUUCCUUUGGUCUGAAGUGAAGUAGAUGAAGCUUUGAAGGCUCUCUUAUUUCUUUCUUUCCAACCCCACCAAAAGAUGGCAGAGGGAUGAGGUUCAACGCCAGUUCUCCUUUGUGGCUCUAAUGCCCUUCGAAGCCCAAAUCUCCUCUCCAACUGAAUUUGCUGUAGCCCACUGCUGACCAGUCAAGGAAAGAGCUAAUUCCGCAUGUUCCUUGUCCAGGGGCGGUGGAGAAGAAUGUAGUUGAUUGAUUUUGUGUUAGCCAUACAGAGAAAACACUGAUUUGAAGAUUGUCAAGGGUUUAAAUAUUUCCAUGUAUGGACUCCCAAGCAAAAAAGACAACCUUUAAAGGGGCUGUUGUCCUCCAAAUGUGAGUUUAAGGGGAGUUAUUGCAAUUUGUUCCCAAUGGUGAGAGCUUACAAAAAUAUUUAACAGAGAUAAUGCCAUUUUUGUCCAAAGCCUAUUUUGGCUCAUUGGGGAUGUUUUAGACACAGAAAUUUUAUAGAAAUUUGUAGAAUUCUGAAUGUAUGUGAAGUUCCCAAUAUGCCUUGUUCCUUGUAAAAGUAAUGUCCCAGAAAAUUCUCUAAUUAGUGAUUAGAAGAUGAUGAUUGAAAAGGCAUUUCUGUCACAAGCCAAGUUGUAGAUGGAAGGAAAUGCAACUCUAUUACAGUUAUUGCGCCACACAUCAUACCGAAAGUAAACAUUGGCCCCAUUACCCACUUGAAAUGUCACAAAUUGAAAAAAAAUCAUUGGAUCCUUUCUUGAUGAAUUUCCAAACAUUAUAGGGACCUCUUCCAUUUUGUGUUGUCCAAUCAUUGUGCUCUUGCCCAUAUCUAAAUCAAUAAUAUUCCACCAAAGGUGGUCUUUUCUCCUUCAUGAAUCUCCAUAACCACUUCCCGAGGGGGGCUUUAUUGGAAGUGAGAAGGGAUUUCAACCUUAGAACUCCUGAAUAAAUGUGUUGUUUGACCACCCCCCAUUUGACAAGGUGGUAUUUAAACUCCUCCCCUAAUCCUCCUCAAGAAAUCUUCUCUUAAUUCCCUCCAAUCUCCUAGCAACUAAGGCCAGUAAGGGAAGUAGAGACAUGAAGUGUUAAUAUUCCCAUAGCUUUUCGAGAAUGAUUUAUGGAACCCCCCCCCGGGGGGGGGCGGUGGUUGGGAUAGAAGAAGUAAAAAAUGGAAAAAUUUUUAUCUUUUGUUGUAACAAUUGUAAUAGAAGGUAUCUGUGACGGCUGCCAUCUAAAAAUUUGUUACAUAAGGGUUGCAACCGCUAUUUAAAAGCAUGAGGUGAGAUUAUCACCUUUAUUCAAGCUCUUCUUUCUAGUAUCCUUGCUUAUACUUAAAUUCUAGUAGGGGUAGGUAGGUAUAUUGAGAGCAUCAUUAGAGAUUUUCUUUGGUUUGGGUGAGAAGAAGGAUCAUUUGGUUAUUUCAAAGAUUAUUUGUGGGUCUAAGAAGAGGAGGGUUUGAGGCUUGGUAAGUUGGUGUCCAAAAACAUUGCUUUAAUGGGUAAAUGGAUUUGGUGGUUUGAUGGUUUCCUUCUGAGGAGAAUUCCCUAUGGCCCAAAGCUAUUACAAGUAAAUUUUGGAAUGUAGGUAAGUGGAUGGAUGCAAAUAUGGGUUUAAAAUGUUCCUUUGAGAGCCUAUGGAGUACAUCAAAGUUGUGGAUAAUGGUUCUCUCAUUCGUUAUUGGACGACAUUUGGGUGGGCAAUUUUUGCACUUAUCCUUUCCUUUGCAUGUAUUGGCCUUACACAUUGUAUAAUGGAGUUAUUUCUUCAAUUUUGAGUUCUAAUUGGGAUGAGCUCUCUUGAUAUUUUCCCAUUUUUAUAGGUUUACUAAUGACAAGGAGGUGCUAGAGUGUUCUUCUUUGUUGUGCUUGUUGGAGGGAUGUCGUCCUUCCAUUAGGAGGGACUAUGGGUUAUGUGUUCUUGAUCCAUGGUGGGAUUGUUCUUGUUUCUUUCUUUGAGCAUUUGAUUCUCGAAAACAUGUCAUUUUCGCUUCAUUGUAUAAUUGGAAGGCCAAAGUCCCCUCUAAGAUUAAUGCUUUUAUUUGGUUAGUUGAUCUUGAUAGAGUUAACACUAACAAUCUAUUGAAGAUUUGUGGAAGGCUUUUUAAAGCUUUAUCUUUGGAUUUUUGUAUUUUAUGUUUUGACAUUUCAUAAUUUUCUUCUUACCUUUACUCACAUUGUCCCUUUUCUUGGACGGUUAGAAUAAGUAUUUUGGAUUUUUCGAAGAGAGUUGGGUUUGUCGGUUGAGGAUUUCUUGCCGUAUUUAUUAUGAGAUUGUAGGAGUAGAAGUGGUUCAGAUUUGUGGAAAUGUGGGGAUUUUUUGCUGUUUGUGGGGCAUAUGGUUGGGACAAAAUGCGUUUAUAUUCAUGUGGAAGAAGACAUCUUGAUCUACGCUUUGGGAUAGGUUUCAGUAUGUGGCCUCAUUGUGGACUUUUGCAGCUGGUUGUUUCAUCAGGAUGCCAUUUUUUUUUUUUGGAUUUACAGCAUGAUUGGAUGUGUUGUUGUUCAGUUUUGAUUUUUUCUUCUAUGUUCUCUUCACAUCUGAGGCAGGUUUCUUAUGCUUCUCCCUGUAUAAUCUUUUUUCUUCAAAGAUUUUUUUUUUUUCCAAUAACAAAAAAAAAGGAAAAAGAAGGAACGGAAGCUUAGUUGACACUGUACUACAAAAAGGGUAUACAUUCUUUGAGAGGGUUGGAGUAACUAAUUACUUUGUUUCAGAUACAGAUAGCAUGUUUGAAUUAAGUCCAUGCAUGCUUGAGAAGGCCUUGAGAACACCCUUCUCAACUAAUGGCUAGUGGAUGGUAUAUGCAGAAGUGAAAUUAAAAAGGUUAGUUUGGCUCUGGGUUCUUGAGUGCAGAAGUCAGCUGAGCUAAAUUGGCUUCUUGACAGAGGAUUGAGGUUUGAUUGAAGAGGUUUAUUAAUAAAUUGAAAUGAUGUCAAGUGAUGGAAACACACAUUGGUGUCACCAAUGCACACAACCUGUUCGGCUUCGAGGACGAGAUGUAGUCUGCCCAUAUUGCAGUGGUGGCUUUGUGGAAGAACUUAAUGAGGUUGGGGGCUUUGGGCUGCCACAAAAUAUCUUUGGAUUUGAUUCAGAAGAUGCUUUUGAACGAGGACUUCCGGAAGAUUUUUCUGCAUAUAUGAGGCCUUCUAAUCAGCGAAGGGCUGGACUUAUGGCAGCUUUUGAGGCUUUUUUGAGGAAUAGAAUUGCUGAGAAUAGAGGGAAUUCUGGUUUGAUUGAGAAUAGAGGGGGUUCUGGUUUUGUACCUGAUCGCACUACCCGAUUGGGUUCUUCCCGUCCAUGGCUCCUGGUCCAUGGCCAAAUCCCUGUUCGGAUGUCUGACAAUAGUGGAAUUGAAAUCCUUUUUAGUGGUCGUGGGAAUGGGCAGAAUCAGAAUCGAGUUGUGAGUGCAGAUGACUUUUUUAUGGACCCAUUACUGCAUGAACUGCUUCAGCAUCUUUCCAUGAAUGACCGUCAAGGCCCACCCCCAGCAUCUCAAUCUUCAAUAGAUGCAAUGCCCACCAUUAACAUCACACACGGUCACCUUCGCACUGAUUCUCACUGCCCUGUUUGUAAAGAUAGAUUUGAGUUGGGCACAGAAGCAAGGCAGAUGCCAUGUAACCAUAUAUAUCAUUCGGAUUGCAUCACUCCUUGGUUGGUUCAGCACAACUCUUGCCCUGUUUGCCGCCAAGAGUUGCCUCUAAAUGGUUCGAGCAACACUCGUGGCUAUCCAAGUUCAAGUCGUGGGAGCAGAAGUAGCAGUAAUGGUAGCAGCACCAGCAGCAGGGAGAACACUGGACAGAAUCAGGGAAGAAGAAAUCCAUUAUCGUUCUUGUGGCCUUUUCGCUCAUCAAGCCCAAAUACUGAGCAUUAUGAAGAAACAGGAGGGAGCCACAGCUCAACACCCACAUACGAGCAGAGUAAUGAGAUGGGUUAUGGAUGGCGUUUUGAUUACUAAGAUCUUGUGUGUUGCUUCAGUUGCUUUCUUUCAUUCCUGUAUGCAUGUUCAGAUUUUCAGAAUCAACAAUGGAACUUGGUAAAUAUGCUAGGCAGAACAUAAGUGGUUGAGAUGUUUCAUUCCUCCCCCACCCCUUCUCCUUCCUCCCGCCUCCCUCCUCCCAAAGAAAGCAACUGGUGAGUUGGUUUAGAAGUUGGCACAUAUGCUUGAAAAUCCGUUCAAGAAAUAUUUGAAACCUUAAAGUUGUUCCAUAAUAGAAGUUUCAAAAUUUGCUUGUAAUGGUUAACAAUAUGAUCCUAGAAAAUAUUUAUUCGAAGGUGAUUUGGUGCUUCUUAUCUUAAUGAGCAAAUGAUUGUAUUAUGAAUA
This is a messenger RNA of Malania oleifera, 4453 nucleotides long. RefSeq names its product probable E3 ubiquitin-protein ligase RHC1A. Gene Ontology annotation, biological process: protein ubiquitination. The record is from RefSeq and is a predicted model, not a curated record. Bases 3059 to 4087 code for a protein of 342 amino acids. Gene Ontology annotation, molecular function: ubiquitin protein ligase activity. Gene Ontology annotation, cellular component: cytoplasm. The transcript has 3 exons. Lineage: Eukaryota; Viridiplantae; Streptophyta; Magnoliopsida; Santalales; Ximeniaceae.